UAACAAACAGCCCAGAUGCAUACAUUCAGAAGGGAAGUUUCCUGAUCAGGUUUGGAAAAUUUUGAGAAAGUGGUGUUGCUUGCAUUCCAAUCCGAAUAUCCUUACAAUCAUCAUCAUUGCCUUUUAUAAGGCAAGAUACUGAUAAUCCCUUGAUCGCUCAGAACGACUUUAAUCUUGCACAAGAUGUCUGUUCUGUACGGGCGUGCAAACGCCAUUCCAUCAUCAUCACGUAUGCUGAUAACAUGCAGAAAUAGUGAUGGAAGAAUAGGUCACAAAGAUCAAAAGAGGACAUACUAUCGAUCUUCCAAUACAAGAACUAGCUCCAACAUGCAAUCUUCAUCGACUGUCAAUAACAUCUCCCCAUACUACCAGCCACAGUUCACUCGAGGUUAUCGUGACUUUUUACGUGUUCAUGCUGCUGGUGGAGGUAGUGCAAGGAUCCCACUUCGGAAUGGCAAGAAUGGCGUAUUUGGCGUCGCAACUUCUCGUGGUUCGCGGGCAAAACAAGAAGAUACAUAUAGCGUUGCUUGUUUACAGAUCGAUCCACUUGAACUUCGACAAAGUUUGCAAACGAGCAGAAGUAGAGUGAUUCAAGAAGCUGGGAAACGAUGGGACCCGGCUUUUGCUGGCACUGGCGGAGGUGGAGAAGCAGAAGAGGAUGAAAUUGCAGGUCAGGUGGUUUGGUUCGGCUGCUUUGAUGGGCAUGGAGGACCACAGAUAUCCACUUUUCUUAAGGAGGAAUUGCAUCAAGCAUUCGAAGAGGUUGAGCCGAAUAUGGUAACUGAUACGGCCCGCUCUACACGCAAAUUGGGCGGAUACUUCCGAAGAUUUACAGGUGGCUUGAUGGAGAGAUGGGUCAGACAAGAUUACUUGCCACAAAUCAGACCCAGCAGACCCGGCCAAGCCCAUCAUCGUCCAAAGUCAGAAGCAGAAGGUGGAGGAAAAGAAGCCGAUGGAGCACCACUUUCGACUGAAGAAAUGGAACGAAGAGCAAGAGAGAUCAAAACACAACAAAAACAAGCACAAGAAGAAAUGCAAAGUGAUUCACCUACCGGGGUGAUUGAAGUUGAACGUAUCGAUCCACCAGAAGAAGUUUCGAAAGAAUGUUUAACGAUCGCAGAAAGAGCAACACUUGCUUGGUUACAUAUGGAUCGUAGAAUUCAAUCUUCAAAAGUGUUGAAUAUUGGAGGAUCAACUGCUUCGGUUGCUCUUUUGCACAGUUUAGAUCAACCUGCAACCCCUUGGUAUUCAAGUCAAUUACUCAGCGUAACUUCUGUUCAUAUCGGAGAUACAAGGAUGCUCUUAUGUCCGGUUGCUGAUGGACAUGCGAUCCCGCUGACGAAUUAUCAUCAUCCUGACGAUCGUAGUGAAGCAGAAAGGUUACGAAAAUUAGGCGCAGGUUUGGUGACAGAUUCGUUCGGUGAAGCAAGAUGGAUGGGUGCAUUGGCAAAUACAAGAGCUUUUGGUGAUAGCAAAUUCAAAAAAGCAGGUGUAACUUCUGAACCUGAAGUUAUCACGCAAGUUUUGAAAGGUGAUGAUUUUUCUUUUAUUAUCGCUUUUAGUGAUGGUGUUGGAGGUGUGGUAAGCGAUCAAGAAGUUGUUGAUCUUUGCAGAGACGCUCGUCAUCCUCAUGAUGCAGCCCAAGCAGUCCUUCGAUAUGCAGAGGCCCUUGGAAGUGACGAUAAUGCAACUGUGCUGUGCAUUCCAUUGAGAGGUUGGGGCAAAACACAAGGCGAGGACAGUACAGCGGAGCAACGAAGAUUCAAAUUGAGCAAGGUGGACAUCUUCCGAGAUCACAGGCAAUAACUUUGGAGCUAUGUGAUGCUUCGAGACUGAAAGGAUAUGUUUUUACUUUCAGGAGAUGCGAUAUAGAAUUCGUAUUCAUGACUCUAUAUUUUUUUUGUAUUAUACACAUAUUGGAUAUCCAUUAGACAUACAUCAUUGCAAAUGUGAUCAUACA
Molecule: messenger RNA, 1960 nt
Organism: Meira miltonrushii
Lineage: Eukaryota; Fungi; Basidiomycota; Exobasidiomycetes; Exobasidiales; Brachybasidiaceae
Product: protein serine/threonine phosphatase 2C
Exons: 1
Coding region: 184-1806 (540 amino acids)
Biological process (GO): protein dephosphorylation
Molecular function (GO): protein serine/threonine phosphatase activity
Source: RefSeq, a predicted model, not a curated record